This is a messenger RNA of Sclerotinia sclerotiorum 1980 UF-70, 243 nucleotides long. RefSeq lists its product with no specific name. The coding region runs from base 1 to 243 and encodes 80 amino acids. The transcript has 2 exons. The record is from RefSeq and is a predicted model, not a curated record. NCBI's taxonomy places the organism in Eukaryota, Fungi, Ascomycota, Leotiomycetes, Helotiales, Sclerotiniaceae.
AUGGAAUUUGCCAAACUUCUAACUAUAUCCGUCACCGCCGGUAAACUUUCAAUGGAUCUCGUCAAAGGGUUGAAAGCACCGAGAAAGGCUCGUUUGCUCCUGUUUUUUAUGCACCCGCUGGAUAGUAGUAGCACUUGUAGAAAGGUCUUCCGCUGCAGUUUUUUUGAAAGUGCCUGCUUGGCAGGUCCAACCUCUUUCAAAGCGAACUCUGGUGAUGAGCCAUCGGUCAUGAGGAUCAGUUGA